Funneliformis mosseae is the source of this 234-nucleotide messenger RNA. NCBI's taxonomy places the organism in Eukaryota, Fungi, Glomeromycota, Glomeromycetes, Glomerales, Glomeraceae. The record is from the annotation of a GenBank genome assembly.
AUGGAUAAUUCACCAUCUGCUUCAUGCUUCACUAACUUCAUUGAACACAGCUCUCAAGAAGAAACGAUAUCUAAACAGGUGGAGUUUAAUAAUGAGACCCUUAUUAUUGGUGAAGAUCGCGUUAUUCAAAGUUUAAAAAAAUUAAAAGAAAAGUUGUUAGAUGUGUUUUGCAAAAUAUCAACUAUUUCAGAACUAAGAUAUGAAUUAAUCCAUAAUGGUCAUGCUUUAGAAUAA